Penicillium robsamsonii is the source of this 2367-nucleotide messenger RNA. Its product is annotated as M3 family metallopeptidase. Gene Ontology annotation, cellular component: mitochondrial intermembrane space. Gene Ontology annotation, biological process: proteolysis; peptide metabolic process. Gene Ontology annotation, molecular function: metalloendopeptidase activity. NCBI's taxonomy places the organism in Eukaryota, Fungi, Ascomycota, Eurotiomycetes, Eurotiales, Aspergillaceae. The transcript is spliced from 2 exons. The coding region runs from base 1 to 2367 and encodes 788 amino acids. The record is from RefSeq and is a predicted model, not a curated record.
AUGGGCAGCUUCAGAUCACCUGACAACUUCAUCUCUCCUUCUUUCCCCUUCACACGUCGAAUACCGCCUAUCAUUACUUUAACCUCUCGUGUCCACCUCGUCCUUGCUCUCUUAGCUAUCCUCAUCGUGGCGCCCUUCCUCCGUAUCCCCGCCCGCCUCUCAUCUGUGCUGGGCCAAUUACGUACCAACGUACCAAGACGACUCUUGACGACCUCCAGCAUGGCCCCCGCUCACCUCCGAACGCCGCCCCAGGCCCCGCCUAUCUUUACGGCCACUCCACAGUCAGUGGUGGCGGAUGCCGAACGUUUGAUCAAGAGCUCGCGUGCCAUUCAGGACAAGGUGGUGGCGGAGAUCAAGCCCGAAGCCGCAACCUUUGCCAAUGUUCUCCGUCCCCUCGCCCAAAAUGACAACGAGAUGGGACUAGAGUCACACAUCCUAGGAUUCUACCAGGCUGUCUCAACCGACUCGAAGCUGCGGGAUGCCUCGUCCAAGGCUGAAGAGCUCAUGGAUGAGUUCUUUAUUGAGGCAGUCAUGCGUGACGAUAUCUUUGGUCUGGUUGACGCCGUACUGCGCCGCAACGAGUCUCUCGACCCAGAGUCACGCCGUCUGCUGGAGAAGGAACACAAGGACUUUAUCCGUAAUGGACUUGGCCUGCCCGCCGGCCCUCAGCGGCUUCGCUUCAAGGAAAUCAAGAAGAGGCUAAGCCAGCUGAGCAUUGAAUUCCAGAAGAACCUGAACGAGGAGAACGGCGGCAUUUGGUUUACCCCUGAGCAGCUGGCUGGUGUGCCCAAGGACGUUCUAGAUGGCCUGAAGAAGGGUGAGGGCGAGAACGCCGGCAAGCUUUUCCUGUCGUUCAAAUACCCCGACCUCUUCCCUACCAUGAAAUACGCCAUUGACCCCGAGGUCCGCCGCCAAGUCAUGAUCGCCAACGAGAACAAGUGCAACCAGAACGUGCCACUCUUCCGGGAAUCCAUUAUACUCCGUGAUGAAGCGGCCCGUCUGAUCGGCUACCCCAACCACGCUGCCUUCCGUAUUGAGGACAAGAUGGCCAAGACCCCCGAGACGGUUAACAAAUUCUUGGGCGAUCUUCGGGACAGACUGACCGCUGGCGGUAAGAAGGAGACACAGAAGUUGCUAGAUCUGAAGAACGCCACGGACCCCAAGGCCGAUGGCCGCUACUACCUAUGGGACCACCGGUUCUAUGACCGUCUUAUGCUCGAGAAGGACUACUCGCUGGACCAACAGCUUAUUGCUGAGUGGUUCCCCUUGCAGACAACCAUCGAGGGUAUGCUGAAGAUCUUCGAGGAGCUGUUCGGUCUGGAGUUCGUUGAGAUCAUUGGCGAGGACCGGGCAGCCAUUGCCCCAACUGGCCAGGGCAAUGACAUUGUCUGGCACGAGGAUGUUCAAGUGUACACUGUGUGGAACGAUGAGGGCGAGGGUAGUGGGUUCGUUGGAUACUUGUACCUGGACCUGUUCCCUCGCGAGGGCAAGUAUGGCCAUGCGGCCAACUUUAACCUGCAGCCCGGCUUCGUUGAUAAGGAUGGCAACCGCCGAUUCCCUGCCACCGCCUUGGUGUGCAACUUCACCAAGCCCCAGCAUAAGAAGCCUAGUCUGCUGAAGCACGACGAGGUUGUGACCCUCUUCCAUGAACUAGGCCACGGCAUCCACGAUCUUGUGUCCCGGACCAUCUACUCCCGCUUCCAUGGCACCAGCACAGUGCGGGACUUUGUUGAGGCACCCAGCCAGAUGUUGGAGAACUGGUGCUGGACACCCUCGCAGCUGCGCUCUCUGAGCCGACACUACUCAACUCUCUCCCCAGAGUACCUUGCUAGCUGGCAGGAGGCCCAGCAGGGCGAGAAGGCCACCAGCCAGCCAUCAGAGCGCAUCCCUGACGAUGUGAUUGAGAACCUAAUCCGCACCAAGCACGUCAACGACUCCCUGUUCAACUUGCGCCAACUGCACUUCGGUAUCUUCGACAUGACCGUGCACGAGCCCAAGACCCACGCUGACAUUGAGGCUCUUCCUCUGUCUGCGACAUACAACCGUCUCCGCCAGGAGAUUACCCAGAUGGACGGACCGGAGGCUCUGGGUGCUGGUAACGAGUGGGGCCACGGCGAGGCAACUUUCGGACAUUUGAUCGGAGGUUACGACGCUGGAUACUACGGAUACCUGAGCUCCCAAGUCUACUCCACCGACAUGUUCUACACCGUUUUCAAGGACGAUCCCAUGAACAAGGCUGCUGGCCGUCGCUACCGCUACCAGGUUCUGGAGAAGGGUGGUAGCCAGGAUGAGAUGAAAACUCUGACUGAGUUCCUGGGCCGUGAGCCUCAGACCGAUGCAUUCUAUAAGGACCUGGGACUGGCAUAA